AUGAUUCUAAAGAUCAGAAUCCACAUUGGUUCUCGGCAAAAGUGCUUACGCUUGCCCGAAAAUUUUGCCCACAAAGUCUUGACAGAACUCUCUGGCCUCUCCGCUCUUAUCCCUCGCUUUUCUCCAGGUGGUGUGGUUGUAUUUCUACCCUCUUAUGACUAUCAGAAUCAGCUGUGCUCUCGUUGGGAAUCCACCGGUUUGUGGGAUCAACUCUCCCGAUCCAAGCGUGUGUUUCGCGAGCCUCGGAAUUCAGUCGACGUGCCUCACAGAUUCACCAUCAAUCAGGCGGUCACAUCUUCCAACUCCGUUGGUGCACUGUUAAUCUGUGUGAUUGGAGGCAAACUCAGCGAGGGUAUCAAUUUCAAUGACGAACUGGCACGAGCUGUUAUUGUUAUAGGUAUGCCUUACCCAAAUCCGAACAGUCCUUUGCUCCGAGAAAAAAUGGCCUACCUAGACCGCCAGUUCGGAAGUCGACCCCAUUACGAGGCGUUGUGUAUGCGUGCCAUCAAUCAGGCAAUCGGCAGAGCUGUUCGACACUCAAAAGAUUAUGCGGCCAUAUUUCUUGUGGAUCGCCGUUUCACUCGUGCUAAUAUACAACAAAAAUUGCCCGAUUGGGUUCUGCGUGGUUUAAUUUCAGCCACACAGGCAAUGCAAAGACUUGAUGCGUUUUUUGUCGCCACGGCUCGACGGGAAACUCAGAACUGA
This is a messenger RNA of Echinostoma caproni, 705 nucleotides long. Lineage: Eukaryota; Metazoa; Platyhelminthes; Trematoda; Plagiorchiida; Echinostomatidae. The record is from the annotation of a GenBank genome assembly.